UGAGAAUUUUAUUGAUGAAAAGAUAAAAGAGCGCAUGUCUGUGGGCAGUGAAGUUCCUUUCUAUGUGGCUAAUUUGGACAAUGUCUAUAAGCAGUCUGUAAAAUGGCAGACACAUCUACCCAGAGUGAAGCCUUUCUAUGCAAUGAAGUGCAACAACACACCAGCAGUGAUCAGGACACUCAGUGCACUGGGAAUAGGGUUUGACUGUGCCAGCAAAGGGGAGAUUGAGAUACUCUUGUCUAUGGGGGUGACCCCAGACAGAAUCAUUUAUGCAAAUGUAACCAAACCCCCGUCCCACAUCAGCUACGCCUGUGCAUCUGGAGUGGACAUGAUGACUUUUGACUGUGAGGAGGAGCUCCUCAAGAUCUCCACCUUUCACCCCAAAGCAAAACUGGUGCUCCGUAUUUCAGUGGAUGACACCAAGGCUCUUGUGAAACUCGGCUCAAAUUUUGGAGUCAAACUUCAUGCUGUUGUUGACCUGCUGAAAGAAGCUCAAAAGCUGCAAUUAAAUGUCAUUGGAGUUAGUUUCCAUGUUGGAAGUUUUUGCAGUGACAGUGAAGCGUACAGGACGGCCAUUGAAGAUGCUCGACUGGUCUUUGAUCAAGCCAAGCGCCUUGGUUUUCACAUGACACUUCUAGACAUUGGUGGUGGAUUCACUGGUGAAGAAGAAUUUCCAGAGAGGGCACUAAUAAUCAAUGAAACUCUGGAUGAACUGUUCCCUGUGGAAAGUGGGGUGCAGAUUAUUUCUGAGCCGGGACGCUUCUUUGUGCACAGUGCUUUUACACUGGCCGUUAAUGUGAUCUCCAAAAAGUGUGAAGCACCAGGCAGUGCAGAUAAAACAAGAGAAAUGAUAUACUUUCUGUCUGAUGGAAUCCAUGGCUCCUUUGGAAAUGUACUAUUUUAUGCUGAUAUAUAAAGACAUUUUUUCGUUUGUUCCUCACCGG
Molecule: messenger RNA, 944 nt
Organism: Boleophthalmus pectinirostris (great blue-spotted mudskipper)
Lineage: Eukaryota; Metazoa; Chordata; Actinopteri; Gobiiformes; Gobiidae
Product: ornithine decarboxylase-like
Exons: 7
Coding region: 35-916 (293 amino acids)
Cellular component (GO): cytoplasm
Molecular function (GO): ornithine decarboxylase activity
Source: RefSeq, a predicted model, not a curated record